AUGGCGCCUGCUGAGAAAUGGCUCUCCACGCUGUUCGCGGCGGCCGUGGUCUCCUUCCUCCUCCUCGUCCUCUCGGUCACCAGCUCUCCUUCCUUUUCCACGUCCCGCAGGGCGGUCCCCGAAGCUCUCGCGGUCAGUAUGGACUCCCGGCGCAGCGCCCCGAUCCCCGCAUUUGCCUAUUAUAUCUCCGGCGGCCGGGGUGACCGAGAUCGGGUUCUGCGCCUCUUGCUCGCUGUGUACCAUCCGAGGAAUUUGUACCUCCUGCACUUGUCAAAGGACGCGCCGGAUUCCGAGCGGGCCGGCCUGGCCACCGCCGUGAGAUCGGCCCUCCCGGCGGCGCGAGCAUUUGGUAACGUGCACGUCGUGGGCAACCCCGCCGCCGCCACCUACAUGGGGUCGUCGGUGCUUGCCGCGACUCUCCACGGCGCCUCUGCCCUCCUCAGGUUGAGCAGGGGCUGGGAUUGGUUCAUCACUCUGAGCGCCGCAGACUAUCCAUUAAUCACUCAGGACGGUAUGUGCUGCAACCAGUGCUGCUUUAUCUCAAGGGUAGAUCGGCUCCUUGUGGGCCUCUAAAUUUGGAAACUUUCUGCUUUAGAUUUUUUUAUAUCUAUCUUUAUUCAGUGUUCGAAAUCUCAGACGACUCAGAUUGAUUGGCAUACUAGAUUAAUCCCGCUGAGCAUGGUGUCUGUGUGGUUUGAAACUCUUCUUGGCUUGCUCUCUGGACUAUUGAAGAAGAGCAAUGUGCUUCAAAAGUUUCUCGCACAACGGUUUUGAUUUCCUCUGGAGUUCAGUCAGAUCUGAGGAAGUUUCUCUCAUCUGAUUCGAUCUCUUUUACCAUGUUCAUCGAUUCAAAUAGGCACCUAGAGAUAACCGCGCGGCUGUAAUACUUGGGAUUUAACAACAUAUAUAGUAUCUGUCUGUUGUCCUCUGUCGAUCCACAGAGUAGGUCGAGCAGGAUCAUAUCAGUAUUACCAUCUCUGUUCAUUAAGACUGUGAUGCUUGCCGAUUGCUAUGAACACUCUUGCGGUUUAUAUUUUAUAAUUCGGGGAUGCAUUUUACACAUUACCAUGCUUCCCACAACACCUCCUCUUUCCUUUUCUGUCUGCCUUGGAUAAACUGCCAGUUAUCCUUGGUCUGAGCAUAGUUCAAUUUCUCUGUGUUGGUUGUCUCUACCGUUUCGUUUCCAUUUUCGCAUAUUAUUUAGAUAGAGAAGCCCUUUGCUCAGACUUUACUCCCUUCUCCCUCUCUCCCUUCCUCUCCUCUCCCCACAGAUUUGCUCCAUGUCUUCUCAUCCGCCCCGAGGUACCUCAACUUCAUCGACCACACGAGUGACAUUGGCUGGAAAGAGUAAGGAGCCCUCUGAUCAUAUGAGAUAUUCAUUCUUCAUCACACCGCUGCAAGCUCUCUGGAUUGACAACCUGCAUGUAAUUCCUCCCCAGAUACCACCGGGUGCAGCCAAUCGUGGUCGACCCAGGGAUUUACUUGGCGAGGAGGAGCCAGAUAUUCUACGCCCAAGAGCGGAGGAAGACUCCCAAAUCGUUCAAGUUCUUCACUGGUAGCAUCCUCUUCCCUGGCCUUCUUCUCCCUCCUGCGAGUCCUCUUAGAGAUGGAUUAUAUUAAUAUCUCGUGGUCGUUCUUCGUCGGCAGGAUCUCCGUGGGUGAUUCUGAGCCGACCCUUUGUUGAAUUCUGCAUCUUUGGCUGGGACAACCUGCCGAGGAGGCUUCUGCUGUAUUUCUCCAACGUGGUCAUUCCCCAGGAAGGGUACUUCCACUCGGUCGUCUGCAACGCCCCCGACUUCCAGAACACCACGGUGAACAGCGACAUGAGGUUCAUGGAGUGGGACUCGCCGCCACAGAUGGAGUCCCACCACCUGAACUCCUCCGACUUCGGCAAGAUCGCCGCCAGUGGAGCGCCAUUUGCCCGGCAGUUCCUUGAGGGCGAGCCGGUGCUGGAUGAGAUCGAUGCGAGGAUCCUUGGGCGGCGGCGGGGGUGGCCGGUCCCCGGCGGUUGGUGCAGCGGCGACGGGCGGUGGUGGUCGGACCGGUGCUCGUCUUGGGGAGACAUCGGGAAGGUGGUGCCAGGCCCGAGAGCGGAGAAGCUGGGAGUGAAGAUGAAGGAGCUCCUAGCCGGCUGGCGGUCGCAGGCGAGCUCCUGCAGAUGA
Spirodela intermedia is the source of this 2162-nucleotide messenger RNA. Lineage: Eukaryota; Viridiplantae; Streptophyta; Magnoliopsida; Alismatales; Araceae. The record is from the annotation of a GenBank genome assembly.